ACACGUGAGCUCUGUUACUUGUUGUGUUGCUAAUACGAAAAGUGAUACUAUGAUUGAGCAUUAUUAUAUUCUUUAUGUCAAAUAAUUACGUGCAUUCACCGCUACUAGCUGCUGUUUUCAUAUUCUAAAACCACACAAAGAACACUACAAACAUGGCGGGAGUUAUCCGGAGGCUAGACGAGACUGUUGUAAACCGGAUUGCCGCGGGAGAAGUAAUCCAGCGUCCUGCUAACGCCGUCAAAGAAAUGAUUGAAAACUGCUUGGAUGCCAAGUCAACCAAUAUUCAGGUGACAGUAAAGGAUGGUGGACUGAAGCUGCUUCAGAUUCAGGACAAUGGCACCGGCAUCAGGAAAGAGGAUAUGGAAAUUGUUUGUGAAAGGUUUACCACCAGCAAACUCCAGACUUUUGAGGAUCUUUCAGCUAUUGCAACUUAUGGUUUCAGAGGAGAGGCUCUUGCUAGUAUAAGCCAUGUAGCCCAUGUCACCAUAACUACCAAGACUGCUGAUGCCAAGUGUGCUUACAGAGCCUGCUACAGUGAUGGUAAACUAAAAGGCCCUCCUAAACCAUGUGCUGGCAACCAGGGGACACAGAUUCUGGUGGAGGAUCUUUUCUAUAAUGUAUCCACAAGGAGGAAGGCUCUGAAGAGCCCCAGUGAUGAGUACUCCAGGAUUGUAGAUGUGGUCAGCAGGUAUGCCAUACACAAUUCAGGAAAAAGUUUCUCGGUUAAAAAGCAAGGAGAGACUGUGGCAGAUGUGAGGACGCUGCCCAAUGCAUCCGUUGUAGACAACAUCCGAAGUGUGUUUGGCAAUGCUGUCAGCAGAGAGUUGAUCGAAGUUGGCUGUGAAGAUCAGAAGCUGGCUUUCAAGAUGAAAGGCUACAUCACAAAUGCAAACUACUCGGUCAAGAAAUGCAUCCUGAUCCUGUUCAUCAACCAUCGUCUAGUGGAGUCGAGUGCUUUGAAGAAAGCGGCUGAGACUGUUUAUGCUGCGUACCUUCCAAAGAACACACACCCCUUUCUGUACCUCAGCCUGGAAAUCGCUCCACAGAAUGUGGAUGUCAAUGUUCAUCCAACAAAACAUGAGGUGCAUUUCUUGCAUGAGGACAGUGUCAUCGAGAGUGUUCAGAAGCACAUCGAGAGCAAACUUCUGGGUUCCAACUCCUCGCGCACAUAUUUCACUCAGACGUUGCUGCCAGGGCUGUCAGUCUCAGGUGGGACGGAGGUAAAGGCCUCCAGCACCACAGCAGAGUCCGCUGAGCGUGUCUACGCACACCAGAUGGUAAGGACAGACUCCCGUACCCAGAAGCUGGAUGCCUUCCUCCAGCCGAAAGAGAGGCCACCCCCUGAUCCUGAUCCUGAGCCAGCUGGUCCUAGCAGCAGGAAUACAGAGGCUGAGACCAAGACUAUCCAGCCGGAUGAUGCAGAAAUGGACGAUACAGAUGAUGCAGACUUGUUGGAGGUCCUGGUUGCACAGGAAGCGCAGGCAUCUAAAGUCGAGGAAGGAUGCAGUGGCCCUGCUGAGGACGCUCAGAGGAAGCGACCAAGGAUGGAGCAGAAGAAGGAAGCAGACGAGGACCUGAUGGCUGCUGCCACUCCCAAGAGAAGAGCAAUUAAACUGACCAGCAUUAAAGAGCUGAGAGCUGAAACCACUGAGAACACACACAAAGGUCUUCAGGAGAUGCUGCAGAACCACUCAUUUGUAGGCUGCGUCAAUCCUCAGUGGACUUUGAUUCAGCAUCACACCAAACUGUACCUGCUCAACACCACUAAACUCAGCCAGGAGCUUUUCUAUCAAAUACUCAUUUAUGACUUUGGGAACUUUGGUGUACUCAGACUAUCUACACCUGCACCUCUUUAUGACCUGGCCAUGUUGGCUUUGGACUCUGAGGAGAGCGGCUGGACUGAAGAGGACGGUCCAAAAGAGGGUCUGGCUCAGUACAUAGUGGAUUUCCUGAAAAAGAAAGCUGAAAUGCUGGAGGAUUACUUUUCCAUGGAGGUAGACCAGGAAGGAAAUCUCACUGGACUACCACUCCUCCUUGACAAGUACACUCCUGUCAUGGAGGGUCUCCCCAUGUUCAUCCUGCGCCUUGCCACAGAGGUGAACUGGGACAAUGAAAAGGACUGCUUCAGAGACUUCAGUAAGGAGUGCAGCAUGUUCUACUCCAUCAGGAAGCAGUACAUCUUGGAAACUGAGCCAGGGGAGGAACAAGAAACUGAGGUGAAUUCUUGGCGUUGGAAGGUCGAGCACAUCAUCUUCAAAGCUUUCCGAACCCUCUUCAGUCCACCAAAGAACUUCAGUGAAGAUGGAACUGUGCUGCAAAUCGCAAACCUGCCUGAUCUUUACAAAGUGUUUGAGAGGUGCUGAAUCUGUCAGAUCUGAUAAAAAAAAAACAAAAAAAAAACAUAAAUGC
Molecule: messenger RNA, 2409 nt
Organism: Melanotaenia boesemani (Boeseman's rainbowfish)
Lineage: Eukaryota; Metazoa; Chordata; Actinopteri; Atheriniformes; Melanotaeniidae
Gene: mlh1
Product: mutL homolog 1, colon cancer, nonpolyposis type 2 (E. coli)
Exons: 19
Coding region: 153-2363 (736 amino acids)
Biological process (GO): mismatch repair
Cellular component (GO): MutLalpha complex
Molecular function (GO): ATP hydrolysis activity; ATP-dependent DNA damage sensor activity; mismatched DNA binding
Source: RefSeq, a predicted model, not a curated record